Messenger RNA from Penaeus chinensis, 1674 nucleotides. RefSeq lists its product as uncharacterized. The transcript is spliced from 6 exons. The record is from RefSeq and is a predicted model, not a curated record. The coding region runs from base 1 to 1491 and encodes 496 amino acids. Lineage: Eukaryota; Metazoa; Arthropoda; Malacostraca; Decapoda; Penaeidae.
AUGAUAGUACAAAAAAGACUCACUGGCACCUCGCUCAAAGUCGCUCUUAUCACGAAGGCCCGACAGAUGCCCGACAGACGCUCGGCGGAGAUCAAGGAGAUCGAGGAGCACAAAGCACGAUGCAUGACGGAAGCUGCAGACCCGCGCAGCCUGAUCACCGAGAACCAUAUCCUGACGGCACUGACGAAGGACCAAGGCCAAGAUGCUCGCCUUAUCUCCUGGAACCUCGAAGAUUUCACCAAGAGAGGCGACAACUACGCCUCCUUCGUCACGUCGGUCAAGGUCCACUUCUCUCUCUCGGGCUCCUUGAGGGAAGCGUCCUACGUCGCCAAAGCUAAUCCUCGAAGGAGAAUCAAGGCUCUGGAACCUAUGAUGAGAUCUCACUUCCGGCGCGAGGAGAUGUUUUACGCGACCUUGACUACGAUGCUGGACGAGCAGUUGCAGCGGCUGGGAGGAGGGAGGCUGCGGUGGGAACCUUGUAUACUCACCAUUACAUAUAAAACAAAAAUUGUGACCUCCUUCAUGUCUGGCAAAGCUGGUCAGCCUGUUCCGAGGGUCGAGUUAAGAGACCAGAGCGUCGAGAGUGACUCGCGCCUUGGAACUGCUCCUGCUGGAGGACCUCAGGACUCGCGCCUUCAGGAUGCACGACCGUCGCAAGGGCCUGGACACGCCCUCCUGGUGGUGCAAGAAAUCGCCCGGUUACACGCAGCCUCCCGCCUCCUGCAGAAGGCGCUGUCGCCAGAUCCUCUCGCCGCCAGAUACCCCCCCUUCAGUAGGCGAUGGAUGGAGGAGGCGCCCGAGAGGGAGGUCUUCUCCGCCCUCUUCGCCGGUCACCUGGAGGGCGCGGCCAUCCUGGCGGAGAAGGAAGGCGGGCGGUACGCGCGCGUGGCACCCUGGCUCCGGGAGGUCAAGGGAGGCAUCGUAGACCUCCUGGCGGGGGAGUUGGCACGGUAUUCCCCCGAGGUCGCCGUCCUCGCCCAUAACGACUGCUGGACCAAUAAUGUUCUCUUUAGGUACGACGCCCGCGGCCGGCCCUGCUCCGUGGCGCUCCUCGACUUCCAGAUGGCCACGAUGUCCUCGCCAGCCAUCGACAUCGUCUACUUCCUGUACACGAGCCUGGACGAGAAGGCCAGGAAGGACCACCAGCAGGACCUUCUCUCCGCCUACUACGGCACCUUCAGCGAGAUCCUCCGAAAGGGCGGAGCUCAGGUCCCCUUCUGCCUCGAGGAACUCCACCACGAAUGUCGUCGGAAGAUCGUCUUCGGGUGUUUAAUGGGCCUCAUCAUCCUGCCGGCGGCGCUGAGCGAGGCUGAGGACUGCAUCGCUGAUCCCGACGCCCUCACGGAAGCCACGAUGGACGACUACACGCGGCAGCAGAGGGAAAGCCUGAUGCGUUUGGACUCCGGCAGCGCCACCUUCAGGAGCCGCUUCCUCGCCAUUUUCGAAGACUUGUUAGAGACUGUUGUUCAGAAUGCUUCCUCAAAUCCCUAAGAGUAAAAGAAAUUAAGAAAUGAAACACUAUGUGCAAAAUAGAGCUUGGGAGAGAUGGAGACAACAGUUUCAAAGGCCAGUUGGACUAUAUGUUCUGUUCUGAUCCUCCAAAACUGCUGUCUCAUCUCUUAGUAAAGCGAUCUGUGCAUAGUGGAGAUUUCUAAAUUUCAUCAACAUGGUAAA